Hypomesus transpacificus is the source of this 1124-nucleotide messenger RNA. Its product is annotated as cyclic nucleotide-gated cation channel beta-3-like. The transcript has 9 exons. The coding region runs from base 171 to 977 and encodes 268 amino acids. NCBI's taxonomy places the organism in Eukaryota, Metazoa, Chordata, Actinopteri, Osmeriformes, Osmeridae. Gene Ontology annotation, cellular component: plasma membrane; photoreceptor outer segment; intracellular cyclic nucleotide activated cation channel complex. The record is from RefSeq and is a predicted model, not a curated record. Gene Ontology annotation, biological process: monoatomic cation transmembrane transport. Gene Ontology annotation, molecular function: intracellularly cGMP-activated cation channel activity; protein-containing complex binding; intracellularly cAMP-activated cation channel activity.
UCUUUGCAGGUGGAUACUUUCUUUGAGUUCAGUGAUCGACUGGAGAGCAUCUUGACUAAGGCCUACAUCUGGAGAGUGAUCCGCACCAUUGGUUACCUGUUGUUCAUGCUCCACCUCAACGCCUGUUUCUACUAUGUUGCAUCCGACUACCAGGGCAUUGGCAAAACCAAAUGGGUCUACACUGGCAAAGGCAGCGCAUGAGAGAUGUCAUUGGUGCAGCUACGGCUGGAGAGACUUAUUUCCGUGCCUCCAUGGAUGGCUGUGUGUCGUACAUGGUGACCAACCACAUCCCCAAAUUGGUGCAGAACAGAGUCCGCACCUGGUACAACUACACCUGGGAUGCUCAGGGUAUGCUGGAUGAGUCUGAGCUGCUGGACCAGAUGCCUCUGGUGAUGAGAACAGCAAUCGCUGUGGACGUUAAUCUUACUACCUUCCAGAAGAUAGAUCUAUUUAAGGGUUGCGAUCAGCAGAUGUUAGUGGACAUGUUGCUGAGGCUGAAGUCAAUCAUUUAUUUACCGGGGGACUUUGUGGUGAAAAAGGGAGAUAUUGGUAAAGAGAUGUACGUCAUCAAAAGUGGAGCGGUGCAGGUGGUGGGAGGACCUGAAAAUUCCAUAGUCUUUGUCACUCUGAAGGCUGGUUGUGUGUUUGGAGAGAUCAGUCUGUUGCAGUCAUCCAAAGAUGGAGGGAACAGGAGAACAGCUAAUGUCAAAGCUCACGGCUUUGCCAACCUCUUUGUACUGGAUAAGAAGGACCUGACAGACAUCUUGGUUCACUACCCUGAAUCACAGAAAGUCUUGGCCAGGAAGGGAAGAAAACUGAUGAAAGCCAAAGGUCCCGCAGCUGCUAAGGCUGAGGAAGAUAAGAAAAAAGGACUGGCACUAUUUGGACCCAAACCUCCUACACCUAAACUUCUGCGUGCCUUUGGAGGCAAUUUCAACAAAAAUUUCAUGGAAAGACUCAAGAAUGCCUCUUCAUAAAGGCCGAAACCAUAAUUGUUAUACUCUUUAUUACCUUGUGCAAAUGUUUGAUUGUGAAUAGCUGUAUUUUUUUAGGAUUGUGAUGCCAGAGGAAACAUUUUCAGUUUGCAUCCCACAACUUGCUUUGUCCAGAACUAUGUUUGAGCU